UUACUGAUAGUUCAGUGGAGAGCCGGCUAUUGAAUGCCACGCGCCAGUCGACCCGCGCUUUCGAUCGAAAAAUAUCCGAACACAAAAAAUAUAUUCCGGGUGUCCCUCAGGGGUGCAUAUUAGGUUCAGUGAAUUUCAAUUUGGACGCGAAUUAUAAUUGUGAGUUCCGUGAUUAAAGUGAAUUGUUUCGUGGUCCAUAUGCAGAUGCUGCAUAGCACGAUAUCCACAAAGUGAUGUCCACACACUCAGUGAUAAGUGGAAAGUGUGAUAAAAUCAGUGUUCAUGUGUGAAAAGGUGAUGAGUGAGAAAAUGACGAACAUUACGCCUGAGACCAGAAUCAUGAUGAUGAGAUCUGAUGACAGCAGGAAGGGAUAUAGACGCCAGGUCCUCGCAGCGCUAGCAGUGUCCCUAGGGCCCUUCGCUGCCGGUCUGAGCAAGGGCUACCUCUCACCAGCGAUCGCGUCGAUGCAGGAGUCCAAGAUGCAUGACUCCUUCACGGUGACAGACCAGCAGGCGAGCUGGAUUGCUAGCUUGAGCUUAUUAGGUGCUCUAAUCGGUUGCAUAUUUGGCGGUAUGGCGAUGCGUCUCGGCAGGCGUCGGGUUCUGCUCGCCAUAGCUCUACCACAUACCGUGGCGUGGCUCGCCACCGCGCUGUCUACGAGCGUCGACAUGGUCUCCAUCACGUCGUUCUGUGGUGGCAUGAUCGUCUGCUGCAUUACCAUGAUUACGCAGGUAUACAUAACAGAAAUAGCCGUACCGGAAAUCCGAGGCUGCCUCAGCUCAGUACUAAAAAUCCUGAGCCAGAUCGGCAUCCUCAUAUCAUUCUCCCUUGGAGCCUAUCUGAACUGGCACCAGUUGGCUUUAGUCGUAGCUGCAGCACCAGUACUUCUCUUCGUGGCUCUUCUGUUUGUUCCUGAAACACCAUCAUCUCUCCUCCUACGGGGUAAAGAAGAACAGGCCGCAGAAUCUUUACAAUGGCUGCGAGGCCCUGACGCAGACAUACGUCAGGAAUUAGCCACAAUCAGAACCAACAUCUUGGCAAGCAAACAGUUCAAUGAUGGGAAAGCAGGCAAGCUCAAAGUGCUUCUGUCCAAACGGCUAACCAGGCCAGUGCUGAUAACAUGUGGUUUGAUGUUCUUUCAAAGGUUCACAGGCGCACAUGUGUUCAACUUCUACGCAGUUCCAAUGUUUAAAAAGACGUUCAGAAUGAUGAAUCCGCACGGAGGAGCUAUUGCGACUAGUGUGGUUCAGCUCUUAGCAUCUUGCCUGUCUGGUAUGUUGAUUGACAACGUUGGCAGAUUGCCUUUAUUGAUGAUCAGUGGUGUAAUGAUGUCUAUUGCUUUGGCCGGCUUUGGAUCGUACGCGUAUUACGAAGAUGUCUUCAGAAAUUCAACAGAUCUGACGCAUGUAGAGCCUGGUUCUUACGACUGGAUACCGUUGCUCUGCGUACUGACGUUCACAAUUGCUUUCUCAUUGGGGAUCAGUCCUAUAUCUUCCUUACUUAUUGGAGAACUAUUCCCCUUGGAAUACAGAAGCACUGGAAGCGCACUGGCCACAAGUUUCAGUCAUCUGUGCGGUUUUGUGAAUGUUAAAACAGCUGCAGAUUUCCAGGACCAUAUCGGAUUGUAUGGUCUUUUCUGGUUAUACGCAGGUAUAUCAGUGUUAUGCCUUCUUUUCGUAGUCCUCUUCGUGCCUGAAACGAAAGGUCGUGAAAUCGACGAAAUGGACCCAAAAUACGUCGAAUCCUUGUGUAUUAAUCGAUAGUAUUAAACGUAAUAGUAUUUGAAAUAGACUGAUACUUGUAAAUAGUUACACAGGAGCCUUCAACCAGUAUUAUAGUUAGUUUUAAGUUUUCUGUUGCCUCAUGUGCCUUAUCGAGUUCCUUCCAAAUGCAUCACAGUGUUCAUUUAGUUUGCUAUCUGAUGAAGGAGGAAGUUUUGGAAUUGCUUUUGUUGAGAAAAGGGAAGAAAGUUAAUGUUGAAAUGUUUUGUUGAACGUUAAUUCAAUUGUUAUUGUAAAGUAUUAUAUUAUAUAAUGAGCAUGUAGCUUUUAUGAAAUAUAAGAUGUAAUAAGUUGGUUGUUAUAAUGAGAUCGGUGGUCGUAGCAGUUUGAGAGGUAUUCGAUUUCAUAUAAAUGUACAUUUAACUGUGAAAGAAUAAUUAUCAAACUGUAUUACUUUUCAGACUCUCUCAUAUAAUUGAAUCGCCUUCGUUAGAUAGUAUACGUGUCAGUGAGUUCCGUAGAAUAGUUUUAUAUUUUUUUUAUAAAUCGACUGUAGUAUCGAAACACAAAAAUCUUAAUUCAUUGCAAAUGUAUAUUAAAUAUAAUUAUAUUUUAAUAUAUAUUUAUUCAUGAGAUUUUUUCUAUGAUUAUAUUAUAAAGCACUUCAACUUAGUCAUGCAGUUGAAAACAGUAGAAAUGAAUAUAUUUAAUUAGUUCAAUUAAGAUAAAUUGUUGUUAAUUGUAAAUAAAAUAGAUUAAGCAUCAUUCGUAUUGCCAAAUAGAUCCGAAUUUUCAUUUGUAAAUAGAUUUAGAUAAUUUUGAGAGAUUUUCAGAUAAUAUGACGAUAUAUACCGCUUAAAAAAAUAAAAAUGCGUGUAUAUAAAUUAAUAGAGUAGACAAUAAAUAUUUAUACAAUUUAUAAUAAGUAAAAUGUUUAUUAUCAUCCAGUGAUUUAACAGAUGUUCGAUAUUUAUUAUAAAAAUACGAAAUUUAUGUAAAAUUCAAACAAUUUAUAUAGAUGACCACCAGCGUGGGGCUUCAGAUUUUUAGAGACAAAGUCUCGAUAUUCUUUAUAUAAAAAUGCCUUAAAUAAAAUAUAUUUCCAUUUUGAAGUUAAUUACAGUGUUUUUAUAGAGUUUUGUACAAAUUGUAUUUACGUACAUAACAUUAAAAGAUUUAUAUUAUAUUAUAUUGAAUAUUUUAUGAAAUUUGUAAUCACAUUGCCUUCUUCGAAAUUAUAGACUAUCGUUGAUAUGUCUAGGUGCUAUACGGUGCCUAAAUUCCAGAUAUUAUUUAUAAACUUGUGUUGUAGAUUGUAUAUAGUAUAAGCGAGUGUUGUCAGGUGUACACAAUGUAUUUUUAUGUACUUAAUGAUGUAGGUGUUUUAAUAAAA
Messenger RNA from Zerene cesonia (dogface butterfly), 3115 nucleotides. RefSeq names its product facilitated trehalose transporter Tret1-like. The transcript is spliced from 5 exons. Gene Ontology annotation, cellular component: membrane. NCBI's taxonomy places the organism in Eukaryota, Metazoa, Arthropoda, Insecta, Lepidoptera, Pieridae. The record is from RefSeq and is a predicted model, not a curated record. Gene Ontology annotation, biological process: transmembrane transport. The coding region runs from base 283 to 1764 and encodes 493 amino acids. Gene Ontology annotation, molecular function: transmembrane transporter activity.